Oryza brachyantha (malo sina) is the source of this 1585-nucleotide messenger RNA. Its product is annotated as zinc finger protein 4-like. The transcript has 2 exons. Gene Ontology annotation, biological process: negative regulation of abscisic acid-activated signaling pathway. NCBI's taxonomy places the organism in Eukaryota, Viridiplantae, Streptophyta, Magnoliopsida, Poales, Poaceae. Bases 612 to 1340 code for a protein of 242 amino acids. The record is from RefSeq and is a predicted model, not a curated record.
UGUAGUAGAUAAUUUUUGUACUGGAUGGGUAGAUAGAACACACUUAAUCCUAGGAAUAAACAAGUGCUAACCCAGGAAUGAGCAGCUCAAUUGUUUACAGAAUUGUAGUUACUUUUUUGUUGCUCUUGGGAUGGCCUUUUUCUUGGAUGGUGGUGAUGGUGCUGGUAGUGAUGGUACUAAGAAAAAGAAAAGAAGAAAAGUUGAAGUGUAUACCAGCAUACCCUUGUGUUUCUUUUGUGCAGAUACAUCCUUUUCUUGUACCACUUCUGAGCACUGUCCUGCAUCCCCUACCAGUAAUUUACCAAACCUCUGCUUUCCAUAAUUAAACACCACAGUGGGGGUGCCACUUUAACUGAACACACCAUCUCUCACACCCUGCCCUUCUCCUUCUCACUUUGUUUCUUUGUUUCUCUCAUCUCCCUUUGGUGAGCACACGGGACAAAUUGCGAGGAGAGCCAUGGUGUGAAUCGCUUGGUUCCUUGGAUCUCUCUUCAGGUGUUAGGCUUGAUGAACUGAGGUGCAGAAUUCUGUACCUGCCUCUGGGUGCUUGCUUGAGCUGAGGCAGAAACCUGAGUGGUGAGAGUGGUUGGUGUUCUUGCGAUCGUUCAGGCAUGAAGAGCAGCAGCAAAGCGGCGUGCCAAGAACCGGCAGGCGAGGAGGUGUCCGAGAUCAGCAGCCAGGCGGCGUCCAACAACGAGCCGUGCGACUCCUCCGGCAAGCUCAGCCUCGACCUGUCGCUCACCGUCGCCGCCGCAGCAGCAGCAGGGGCGGCCUCCGCGACCGAGUCGAGCACCACGGACAGCGGCGGGACGGGGCCGCCGGCGGCAGCGGCGCGCGAGCCUGCCCGGGUGUUCACGUGCAACUACUGCCAGAGGAAGUUCUUCAGCUCGCAGGCGCUGGGCGGCCACCAGAACGCGCACCGGCGGGAGCGCACGCUGGCCCGGCGCGCGGUGCGGCUCGACGCGUUCCCCUACGGCUACGCCGACGUGGCCUCGCUGCCGCUGUACGGCGCCGGCCUGUACCCCAUCGGCAUCCAGGCGCACGCGUCGGUGCACCACCCGGGCGUCGCGGUGCCGCCGGCGCCGGCGGGGCGCCCCGACCAGCUGAGGCCGUCGGCGCGCGCGCUUCUCGGCCCAAUGCCGUUCGUCGUCCAUGCAGGCGACGAGGAGGCCAGCUUCGGGUGGCCCGGCAGCUUCAGGCCUCCACCCACCAGCGCCACCAUCCCGGCCACCACCCCAGCCGCCGCCAGCUCGGCCGUCAACUCCGGCUCCUACAACCUCGGCGGCAGCGUCGUCGUGCAGGCCGCCGACGACGAGCCCGACCUCACACUUAGACUCUAGCUGCUGUCUCAUCAGUUAGCCUGGUGUAACAUCUCUCAGGUUGCUCCCUGAUCAUCUCUUCCGUUUGAGUUAGAUCGCUUGCCUAUGCCCUCGCUCCUCCUCCUGCUGCUGCUUGACAUCAACCCGGCUACUGCUGCUGGAUUCGUAUUGUUUUCAUGCAUGCGUGCAAAGUAUUGUUUUUUUUGUACAGCUAGCCUCCUAGAGCUAUCUUACGCUCCUAAUAUGAAUUGUGCUUGUACCCUGCC